Messenger RNA from Saccostrea cuccullata (small rock oyster), 1329 nucleotides. Its product is annotated as collagen alpha-1(II) chain-like. Lineage: Eukaryota; Metazoa; Mollusca; Bivalvia; Ostreida; Ostreidae. The coding region runs from base 40 to 1152 and encodes 370 amino acids. Gene Ontology annotation, molecular function: extracellular matrix structural constituent conferring tensile strength. The transcript is spliced from 4 exons. The record is from RefSeq and is a predicted model, not a curated record. Gene Ontology annotation, biological process: extracellular matrix organization.
GUCUGCAGUCGGCGGCCAGACUAAGUCUCUAAUCCAGUCAUGAACGCUUACAUUCUUAUCGCCCUUUGUGGUGCCUUCGUGGCUACAGCCUCCGCCAGUGAUCUCCAGGAGCAGAUAGACAAGUUUUCUGAGGAGCUCUACAGAGUGAAGGCAGAAAUAGCCAAACUGAAGGACAAAAUCGAGGCGGCCAGGAUAUCUGAGGAUGAACAUAAGGAACACGAGAGGCAGAAGCGACAUGGCUACUAUCAAUUUGCCCCCGCGGCCUUAGCAAUGGCAAUGGGACCCCCCGGACCUUCAGGACCCCAGGGACACCCAGGUCUUCCGGGAGAGCAGGGUAAGGAGGGACCAAGAGGUGCCCCAGGAGUGAAAGGAGAUAUCGGUGAGCAGGGAGCUCAGGGCAUCACAGGAAACCCCGGCCCACCAGGAGAGCAGGGACCCCAGGGUGAACAAGGAGUCCCUGGCCCCGUGGGUGCUGAGGGGGCACCUGGUAUGAUGGGACCCCAGGGAGAAAAGGGACUGACCGGUGACCAGGGACCCCCGGGCGCUCCAGGUUAUCCUGGCUUCCAGGGAGAACAAGGAGACCAGGGAUUAGCCGGACCCCCAGGGCCAGGCGGACCACAAGGAGUGCAGGGGGUACAGGGAUACACAGGCGCCCCAGGGCAGGCCGGAGCAGUCGGUGAACCAGGACCAGCCGGCGAGCCCGGCCCCUCAGGUCUUAGAGGCCCAACUGGCCCUCGCGGAGAAUAUGGCGUUACUGGAAGACAAGGUUACACUGGAUACCCUGGAAAACGGGGAGACAGGGGAUACACCGGCUACCCCGGACCACGUGGUCCAGCAACCACGUACGUCUAUGCCCCAGCGGCGGGCACGUAUUACGCCGUGCGAGCACCAACACAAUCAAACUCUAAAGGACAGUACGCCGUGCGACCACCACCACAAUCAAGCUCUAAAGGAGUACAGUACGCCCCGGUUGUAGCGGCACCAAAAAUGGGAUACGCUCAGGGGGCACGUAUGUCUAAAAUGCAAUACGCUCCAGUGGUAAGCAAAAGUGCCCAAUACGCACCUGUAAUGAGCAAAUCCAUGGCUGCAGCAAUGUAUGCUCCCAAAUCUAUGGGAUACGCCCAAGCCCCUCAGGCAUACACCAAAGGUUAAAAAAAAUAAAGAACUAAUAUCGUUAAAUUCCUUAUUUUGUUUUCUUUUUAUUUGGCCAUCUUGUUGAUUUUGAUGUAAUGUUAAUAAAAGUAAUUAUUGUUGAAAAAUUAUGUCCAUAAUUCAAAAAAAAAAUUGAAAUUCAAUUAAGGUAUAGAAAAUAAAUUUGAUUAAAAUUUG